AUGAUGGCUACCCAAAUGAGCCUGCAGUCGGCUCAAGAAGCCUGGAAGCAGAUUGACGCGCUCGGGGUCGAUGGUGUUCGAAGCAAGAAGGGCAUCUACGUGACCGUUAACGGCAACGAUCCUACCGGAAAUGUGGUAAUCCGCACGACGAAUAAGCCGUCGAGCGACGGCACAAACGACCCGGCCUUUAAAACAGUACGGGCCAUGGGGCUGCCAAUCACAAGCUUCGCUUGCGAGCGCGCGCUUACCCAAAAACGCAUCGACGACUACUUCCGGACGCAGAAAAGCCGCUACCGUGACCCGGAGCUGCUGGCAACGCAACAACGCAUCGGCAGGGACUGCAGAGCCACCGGACAGACUACUGUGUUCUUGGACAUCGACAGCCAGAUAAAGAGCAAGGCAUCGUACGUCCGCCCGGCUCAAGUGUUCAUCGCUCUGCUUAAGGCGCUUCGAGACAACGUCUGGACGCCGGAGGGCUGCGUGACGAUCGCUUUCAGAGACUUCCUCAACGAGACUCGCGCUGAGGUGACCAUUGAAGGAGACGUCGCCAAACCCUUCAUGGGCCAAAUCGCUGACCUUCUCGUCGAAGGGGGUGUAAACACGAACCAGCUACGCAUGGUGGUCAGGACCGAUGUUGGGGACGCGCUACGAACUUAUGAUCGGAUCAAAACUAGGAGUGAAAAUGCCGGGCAACACCAUCGUCCAAUCGUGAGAUUCCCGGUCGACAUUGCUAGCAACCCCUGUAUCGGCGAAGUGACCGGGACCUUUUCGAAUUUUCCUCUUCUCGCAGAAUUUCCCGAUUUGGAAUCGAUUCUUAGCAGUAUGCCACUGACAAUCGAUGGCCAAUAUUCCAACGAAACCGUCGACGAAUUUUUGGAGGGCCUGAAAAAAGAAGACUUGGCCAAGAUUUGGGACAAAAUCCACCUGACCUGCUUGCCGAGUGAGGACGACAUGGGAAGACAGCUUUGGAUCGUCGACAAGGGCAGACUUGCUGCUUGGAAAGAUGAGUUCCAACCGGUGGACCGGGAUGCCGAGCCGAUCAAGAGCUUUCUGGAGCAACAAGAGACGACGAAGAAAGAUGUUAUCAAGUAUUAUGAAGAAAAUAAGGAGAGUCUAGUUGAUAUGCGUACGAUGGCCGGCCAAGAGAGGUUUGGAAAGAGUGUUAACAAACCCAGCUGCAGUCUCUUGAUCCACAGCAAAGACCUUUCGGACAAGGCCAUGGCCACGCAGUUGGCCGAGGUGUUUUUGGUGCUUGCGAAAGCCAUCAACUCGGGUCGGCUGGAAUCUGACAUGGUCCUCUCCCUGUCGUUUACAAGGUUCAAGCCGGAGAAGGACUCCAGGGUUAAGAUCAUCACCGCAACCACCGUUACGGGCGCCCUACUGAAACAAAUCGUCGAAAUUCUCCUCGAAAACGACGUAUACCUGGGUAUUCUUCACCUGAAGGUCAAGUCGGACGUCGCCUGGGUCAUGGACCGGUACUUGGAUGCUGGCGGUAGGGACUAUAAACCCUUUACCCCGUUCUGCGAGGGCAUGCUGGACAAGUACGAGGAGUUGACGAAAAAAUUC
Molecule: messenger RNA, 1566 nt
Organism: Mesorhabditis spiculigera
Lineage: Eukaryota; Metazoa; Nematoda; Chromadorea; Rhabditida; Rhabditidae
Source: the annotation of a GenBank genome assembly